Messenger RNA from Trichomycterus rosablanca, 9875 nucleotides. It is a transcript of the gene col12a1a, whose product is annotated as collagen, type XII, alpha 1a. The record is from RefSeq and is a predicted model, not a curated record. The transcript is spliced from 65 exons. The coding region runs from base 1 to 9282 and encodes 3093 amino acids. Gene Ontology annotation, molecular function: protein binding. NCBI's taxonomy places the organism in Eukaryota, Metazoa, Chordata, Actinopteri, Siluriformes, Trichomycteridae.
AUGAAGAAAGGGCUGUCAUUGGCAGCUGCUGCCCUCCUGACAAUAUUACUGAACUCAGUAGAGGCUCAAGUGGAGCCUCCAUCUGACUUAAAAUUUAAAAUCCUAAAUGAACACACAGUGCAAAUGUCAUGGAGGAAGUCAUUAUCUCGGAUACAAGGCUACAAGAUUCAAGUAACAUCAGACAUAGAUGAUUUGAAAGACUUUACUCUUCCUGCCGUGUCUACAAGCACAAAUAUUACAGACCUCACACCAGACAUAGAUUAUUCUGUGUCGAUCAGCUCUUAUUAUGGUGUGGAUGAAAGCAUUCCUAUUUUUGGCCAGUUGACAAUUCAGUCCAGUAACACGAGUGGAACAGCAAAGAAACCAUCAGCUGCCAUCAAGUGCUCAGUGAGUGCUGUAGCAGAUCUGGUGUUUCUGGUGGACGGCUCCUGGAGUGUUGGAAGGGAAAACUUCAAGUUCAUCCGCAGUUUUAUUGGGACUAUGGCAGGAGCCUUUGACAUUGGCGAGGACAAGACCAGAGUGGCUGUGGUGCAGUAUAGCACAGAUACCAGAACUGAGUUCAACUUGAACCAGUAUUAUAGAAGGGCAGAUGUCCUCCGGGCCAUUCGAAAUCUGCCCUACAAGGGCGGCAACACCAUGACAGGUGAAGCCAUCGACUAUCUCAUGAAAAACAUUUUCACUGAGGCUGCUGGAUCCAGGACGAGUUUUCCCAAAGUGGCCAUGAUCAUUACCGACGGGAAGUCACAGGACCCUGUCGAUGAGUAUUCCAAAAGACUGAGAAACUUGGGAGCUGAAGUUUUUGUCUUGGGUAUUAAAGGUGCAGAUGAUGAUGAAAUAAAGGAAAUAGCCUCGACUCCUUACAGCAAGCAUGUAUACAGUGUGAUGGAUUUUGAUUUGAUUGAGGAAGUGCACCAGCAGCUUAUUACGGAAGUAUGUGCUGGUGUGGAAGACCAGCUCAGCUUUCUUGGAAGUGGAGAAGAAGUUGUUGACCCAGCAUCAAACCUCCAAGUGACAGAGAUCUCAUCCAAGUCCAUGAGAGUGAUGUGGGAUUCAUCACCAGGUGAUAUCACAGGCUACAAGCUGCAGUUCAUGCCAAUGCUUGCAGGUAGCAAGAGACAAGAGCUGUAUACAGGACCCUCCCAAACCUCAGUAAACGUCAGGGAUCUGUCUCCUGAAACAGAAUAUGAGAUAAGUCUGUUUGCCUUGAAGGGUCUCACCCCAAGCGAGCCAGUUCUAGCCAUGGAAAAGACCCAGCCUGUAAAAGUGUCAUUAGACUGUUCUCUGGACGUGAACGUUCAGGCUGAUAUUGUCCUGCUGGUAGAUGGUUCAUACAGCAUAGGUCUGUCUAACUUUGCCAAAGUCAGAGCCUUCCUUGAGGUGCUGGUUAACUCCUUCGACAUUGGUCCUAACAAAGUCCAGAUCAGCUUGGUGCAGUACAGCAGGGACCCUCACACCGAGUUUGCCCUCAACAAGCACCAUGACAAAUCUGCAGUCUUGAAAGCGGUCCGUGCUUUCCCUUACCGCGGAGGCUCCACCAACACCGGCAAGGCUAUGACCUACGUCAGGGAGAAGAUCUUUGUGUCCAGUCGCGGGGCACGUGAGAGUGUGCCACGAAUCAUGGUGCUCAUCACUGAUGGCAAGUCCUCCGAUUCCUUCAAAGACCCCGCCGCCAACCUCAGAAACACAGAUGUGGAGAUCUUUGCUGUGGGAGUUAAAGAUGCAGUGCGAUCAGAGUUGGAGGCUAUUGCCAACCCCCCUUCUGAGUCUCAUGUGUUUGAGGUGGAGGACUUUGAUGCUUUUGAGAGGAUCUCCAAGGAGCUUACCCAGUCCAUCUGCCUCAGGAUUGAGCAGGAACUCCUGAACAUUAAAAAGAAAAGUUUGCUUCCACCAACAUCUUUAACAUUCUCUGAGGUGACAUCCAGGAGCUUCAGGGCCACAUGGAUGGCUAAUCCCACUAACGUAAUGUCUUAUCUGGUGCGUUUCCGGCCUGCUGUUGAUAUAACUGGAGAAUAUAUCUCUCUCUACGUUCCUGCUGACACCACCUCUACCGUUUUGCCCAAUCUUACCCCACUCACCACCUACGAAGUUGAUGUCUUUGCUCAGUAUGAUGCAGGAGAUAGCUUCCCUUUAACAGGACAGGAGACAACAUUGGAAGAACAAGGAGUGGUCAGAAACCUCAGAGUGACAGAGGAGACUACUGACAGUUUCAGAGUGUCAUGGCUGUCAGCUCCAGGGGCUGUUCUGCGCUACAGACUGUUGUAUGAGCCUGUGGAUGGUGGGGACAAACUGGAGGCUGAGACUGAAGGCAGCGAGACCACCAUUGUACUACAGGAGUUGUUUCCAAUUACUACCUACCGUGUGACUGUUAUUCCUGAAUACACAUCUGGCACUGGGCUGCCAAUGGACACUCGUGGCACCACCAAAGAAGUUAAGGGCUCACCGCGCAAUCUGAGGGUCUAUGAUGAGACAGAAUCCACCAUGAAGCUCUCAUGGCAGGGUGCUCCAGGAAAUGUGCUUCAGUACAGCAUAGCUUAUAAGCCUGAUGGUGGAGAAAGAAAAGAGAUCUUUGUAAAAGGAGAUUCUACUGCUGCCACCCUCAAAGACCUUACACCAGACACGGAAUAUGAGCUUUUUGUCAGUGCUCGUUACUCCUCCGGCUUAGGACAUCCACUCCUGGGCAAAGGAACCACACUGGAAGUACUUGGCUCUCCAAAAGACCUGAUCACAAAAGAUGUCACCGAGUCCAGCUUUGCUGCUACCUGGACCCCAGCACCUGGCAAUGUCAACCAGUACCGGGUCACCUGGAAAUCCCUGUUCACCGAAGAAGCCGGGGAGAAGAUGGUUCCCGGGGAUGUCACUACCACAGUUCUGGGGGGGCUGACGCCAGAGACACGCUACAAGGUUUCUGUCUACGCCGCCUACGGCCGUGGAGAGGGGGAGCCGCUGGUGGGAGAGGAAACCACAGAUGUUUCAGCCUCAGCCAGAGCGAUUGCUGUGAGUGAGGAGACAGAAAAGAGCAUGCGGGCAACAUGGAAGCCAGCGCCGGGCAACGUUCUUAAUUACAGGGUGACUUAUAAGCUUCAAGAUGCAGCACGGCCAUUGGUCACCAAAACCCAAGGUGGCACUACAACGGUUGUCCUGCGUCGUCUACAGCCCAUUACCACCUAUGAGAUUGUAGUGGUUCCAGUGUACAGGAAUGGAGAUGGAAAAGCAAGGCAAGGAGUGGGAACCACAUUGUCACCAUAUAAAAGUCCAAGAAACUUGCAAACAUCUGAGCCCACUAAAACCAGUUUCAGGGUAUCAUGGGACCCUGCACCAGGAGAUGUAAAAGGCUAUAAAGUGACAUUCCAUCCUAUUGGGAAUGAUAUAGACUUGGGAGAACUCACGGUCGGUCCAUUUGACAAUACUGUAGUUUUGGAGGAGCUCAGAGCUGGAACCAAGUACACUGUGAAUGUAUCUGGAGUGUUUGAUGGUGGAGAGAGUAUGCCCCUGGCUGGAGAAGAAAAGACAACCCUUUCUGAUGAGCCAGCAACCCCACCCAUUAGGGCUCCAGAUGUAAUGUGUAAAACCAACGCCCAGGCUGAUAUCGUCCUGCUGAUUGAUGGCUCCUGGAGUAUUGGUCGUCUAAAUUUUAAAACCAUUAGAGCAUUCAUUGCUCGCAUGGUGGGCGUUUUUGACAUCGGCCCAGAUCGUGUCCAGAUUGGUUUAGCCCAAUAUAGUGGCGAUCCAAAGACUGAAUGGCAUCUGAAUGCCCACAGAACUAGAGAAUCACUGUUGGAUGCUGUGGCCAAUUUGCCUUACAAAGGAGGAAACACAUUGACAGGUCUUGCCUUGAACUAUAUCCUGCAAAACAAUUUCAGAGCUAAUGUGGGCAUGCGUCCAAACUCCAGAAAAAUUGGUGUUCUCGUCACUGAUGGCAAAUCCCAGGACGACAUUAUUGCCAACUCUCAGAACCUGCGUGACAGUGGUGUUGAGCUCUAUGCUAUUGGUGUGAAGAAUGCUGAUGAGAACGAGUUGCGCUCUAUUGCCACUGAUCCUGAUGAAAUCCAUAUGUACAAUGUGGCUGACUUCUCUUUCCUGUUGGAUAUUGUUGAUGAGCUUACAGACAACCUCUGUAAGAGCGUCAAGGGUCCAGGAGGACCGGCAUCCCCCACUGACCUGGUGACCUCUGAUGUGACCCACCACUCCUUCCGUGCUACCUGGACUGGCCCUGAGGGCCCUGUUGAAAAGUUCCGUCUUGAAUACGUGCCAGUCUCUGGAGGACAGACUCAACAGAUGUUUGUGGAUGGGACUGUGACCACAGCAUUGCUGGACGGUCUGGAUCCAUUGACUGAAUAUAUAGUGAACGUUUAUUCAGUGGUUGGAGAGGACAGCAGUGAGCCUCUUAUAGGCACAGAAACCACAUUGCCAUUAACUGGCGUAAGGAGAAUGAACAUCUACAAAGUUGGCUCCACCACCAUGCAGGUGAAAUGGGAGGCAGCUAAAGGAGCUGAAGGCUACAUGCUGGUUUACUCGGCUAUAAACGCCACUGAACCAUCCAAGGAGCAAAAGAUGCGUGUGAAAGCAGGAGUUACAGAUGUACAGCUGAAGAAGCUUCGCCCCAACACAGCCUACAACGUCAGGCUCUUCGCCCUUCGAGGCGAAAAGGCCAUCGACCCUCUCACUGAUCAGGGGGUGACCCUGCCACUUCCUCCAGCUGGUGAGCUGAGAAUAUCAGAUGUGACUCACAGCACCAUGCUGCUGAACUGGGAUGCAGCGCCUGGUCUUGUACGCAAAUACAUCAUUACUUACAAACCUGAGGAUGGAGAGUCUAAAGAGAUUGAAGUGGAUGGAGAUGUAACGACGAUGGACCUUGAUAAUCUAAAAUCACAAACCGAAUAUGAUGUGGCUGUCACCCCAGUGUACGAUUCUGGAACUGUCAACCCAAUGCUUAAUCAAGCCGUCACAGAUUCUGUACCUUCUCCAAAGAAUCUGAGGUUCACUGAUUUGACACAGACUAGUUUUAGGGCCCACUGGGACCACGGUGCCCCUGAUGUUGCACUGUAUCGUAUUGCCUGGACCAAGUCUGGCGAGAACAACUAUGUGGAUGAUAUUUUGAGCAGCGAGGAGACCAGUCAUCUCUUGCAGAACCUCGACCCAGACACGCUAUAUGAAGUUUCAGUCACUGCUAUUUACCCUGAUGAAUCAGAGAGCGAGGAUCUCCUGGGACGUGAGCGCACAUUAUCAAAGAUAACAACACCUGAGCCCAGUGGUCCUCCUCAGAACCUACAAGUGUUUAAUGCUACCACCACCUCCCUUACGGUGAAAUGGGAUCAUGCUCCAGGCAAAGUACAGAACUACAGAAUCACACAUGUACCUACUGCUGGAGGCAGGACGCAAUCGACACAGAUCGGUGGGAGAAAGAACACCAUUACUCUGCAGAAACUGACACCCGACACCCCCUACACCAUUAAGGUGUCAGCUGUAUAUGCAUCUGGAGAGGCCAAGGAACUCUCUGGUCAAGGGAAGACAUUGCCACUUGGAGGAGUGCGAAACCUUCAAGUUACUGAUCCCACCACCAGCUCCCUAAAAGUAAAGUGGGAGCCAGCUGAGGGCAACGUACGCCAGUACAAAAUCUACUAUCGGCCUGCGCCAGGAGGACCAGAGGACAUGGUUCAAGUCUCUGGAAACACAUUUAACACAGCCUUAAAGAAUCUUCAAUCUGACACUGUGUAUGCUGUCACUGUAGUGCCAGUGUAUGCAGCUGGAGAGGGCAAACGUCUCACUGAGAAUGGAAAGACACUGGGACGCUCCCCUGCAAGGAACAUCCAGGUUCAUAGCCCCACUACAAACACUCUAAAUGUGCGCUGGGAGCCUGCAUCAGGGGAUGUACAGGAGUACAGGGUUGUCUAUGCCCCAGUCACAGAAUCACGACCCCCUCAGUCGAUCCUGGUUCCAGGGAAUACCCACACUGCCCUGCUAGAGCAGCUGAUACCAGACACUGAAUACUCUGUUGGGGUGGUUCCAGUCUAUGCUGAUGGAGAGGGCUCCCCUGCGAAUGAUAAUGGCAAAACAUUACCACGCAGUGGUCCCAGGAACAUAAAGGUGUACGACCCCACCACAAGCACUCUGAGUGUAAACUGGGAACCUGCAGCUGGACCUGUACAGCAGUACCGCAUCACUUAUGCACCAACCACUGGUGACCCUAUUGAGGAGUUUACAAGUGUUCCUGGCAACAGAAAUAGUGUCAUCUUGCAGAACCUUCAGCCAGACACACCUUAUAGGAUCACUGUGGCAGCUGUUUACCCAGAUGGACCUGGAGGAGAACUGUCUGAAAAUGGACAUACAUUGGGGCUAAUGGAGCCACGUAACCUGCGUGUGUCCGAUGAGUGGUACACUCGUUUCCGUGUUUCCUGGGACCCUGCACCUGCCAGGGUCAAUGGCUACAGGCUAGCUUAUGCACUAGCAGGUACUAAUAGCUUCACUGAGAUGUUUGUUGGAGAUGUGACUAGCUAUAUGAUUCCCAACCUCCAGCCUGGCACCACAUAUGAUGUAAAGGUCUUUGCCCAGUAUGAUGCCGGCUCAAGUGGUCCUCUUGUUGGCCAGGGGACAACAUUGUACCUGAAUGUCACUGACCUCACAACAUACAACAUGGGUUAUGAUUCAUUCUGCCUCAAGUGGACUCCACACCGAGCUGCUACCUCAUACAGGCUUAACGUUAACCCAUUUGACACCUCUAACAGAGGCGCACAAGAGGUCACUAUCACAGCUGCAGAAAAUCAGUACUGUUUUGAUGGACUCAGCCCAGAUGCACUGUACAACGCUACUGUGUACACUCAGACACCCAAUCUGGAGGGACCCGGAGUCAGCACUAAAGAGCGUACAUUGGUAAAGCCUACCGUAGCACCCACAAUGCCACCAACUCCUCCUCCACCACCAACUAUCCCUGAUGCACUUGAGGUGUGCAAAGGAGCUAAAGCUGACCUGGUGUUCCUCAUCGAUGGCUCUUGGAGUAUUGGAGAUGAUAGCUUUAAUAAAGUGCUUCAGUUUGUGUUCAGCAUGGUUGGGGCUUUUGAUGUCAUCAGUUACGAGGGUAUGCAGGUGUCCUUCGUGCAGUACAGUGAUGAAGCCAAGACGGAGUUCAAGCUGAACACGUACCACGACAAGGGAAUGGUUUUGUCAGCUGUGCAGAUGGUCAGCUACAGAGGAGGAAACACCAAAACAGGUGCUGCUCUAAAGCAUGUUGGAGAGAAGGUGUUCACCUCAGACAGUGGCAUGAGAAGGAACGUUCCUAAGGUUCUGGUGGUGGUGACCGAUGGACGUUCUCAGGAUGAUGUUAAAAAGAGCUCCUCCAAACUACAGCAUUCAGGAUACAGCGUCUUUGUAGUGGGUGUGGCAGAUGUGGACAUGGCAGAACUGAGGAACAUUGGAAGCAAGCCGAGCGACAGACACGUCUUUGUUGUUAAAGACUAUGAUGAGUUUGCAAAGAUACAGGACAACCUCAUUACGUUCAUCUGUGAAACUGCAACAUCAACAUGUCCUUUAAUUUAUCUGGAUGGAUUUACAUCACCAGGUUUUAGGAUGCUCGAGGCCUUCAACAUCACUGAUCGCACUUUUGCUGGCAUGAAUGGAGUGUCAAUGGAAACAGGCACUUUCAACAGUUUCAUCGCCUAUCGACUUCACAAGGACGCAUUCAUUUCGCAGCCCACAAAGGAAAUUCAUCCAGAUGGACUCCCUCCAUCCUACACCAUGAUACUUCUUUUCCGACUCCUUCCCGACACCCCCAAGGAUGCAUUUGAUCUGUGGCAGAUUGCAGAUAGCAGCAACAACCCUGAAGUCGGACUUACUAUAAACCCUUCCAGCAAAGUCCUCACAUUCUACAAUAAGGACACUAGGGGUGAGCUCCAGAAAGUAACAUUUGAUAAUGAUCAAGUCAAAAAGAUCUUCCACGGGAGCUUUCACAAGCUUCACAUCACUAUUUCACCGAAAAAUGUCAAAUUAAACAUUGACUGCCAAGAGGUGGCCGAGAAACCCAUCAAAGAGGCCAAUAACAUCUCUAAAGAUGGCUAUGAAGUCCUGGGUAAAAUGUCUGGUGGUGCAAAGAGGCAGUCAGCUACAUUCCAGCUCCAGAUGUUUGAUUUUGUCUGCAGCUUGGGCUGGACAAGUCGAGACAAAUGUUGUGACCUGCCAGCGACAAGAGAUGAAGCAAAAUGUCCAGCUCUUCCCCACACCUGUACUUGCGCUCAGGAUAGCGUGGGCCCCCAAGGACCAGCCGGCCCUUCGGGAAGUCCUGGUACAAAAGGCACACGGGGUGAUAGAGGAGAUCCUGGUUCUGCGGGUCCAAUGGGCUUUCGUGGAGAGCAGGGAUCUGCAGGCCCAAUGGGACCCCCAGGUCCACAAGGCCCCAAUGGAUUGUCUCUUCCUGGAGAGCCUGGGCGCCCUGGACCAAAGGGAGAUCCUGGUGACCCUGGACAACCUGGUCAGAGAGGUCCCCUUGGUGCUCCUGGUCCUAUCGGUCCUGUUGGCCCCUCUGGAGCAAGAGGACAACCAGGACCUGAAGGCCCCUCUGGACCUAGAGGACCACCCGGAUCAAUGGGAACCCCGGGAGCUCCUGGAAUGCCUGGAAACCCUGGAAAAUCUGGAAAUACUGGAGAGCCAGGUCUUGCUGGAUCUGCAGGCAUUAAAGGAGAAAAGGGUGAAAGGGGAGAUACUGCUUCUCAAAACAUGAUGAGAUCUAUAGCUAGACAAGUCUGUGAGCAGCUGGUUAACAGACAAAUGAGCAGAAUUGACACGAUGAUGAACCAGAUUCCUAGUGGUUACCGCAACAACAAUCCUGGUCCUGCUGGGCCUCCAGGUCCUCCAGGGAGCCAGGGAUCUCGUGGAGAACCUGGGCAGCCAGCACGCAAUGGUUUCCCUGGAAACCCUGGUUUACCCGGGUCCCAAGGAGAACAAGGGCAACCUGGAGAAAAGGGCGAGAGAGGAAGUCCAGGUGUUGGCUCUCAGGGACAGAGGGGAAUGCCCGGACCACCUGGCCCACCAGGAAUAUCCCAGACUGGUCCUCCUGGUUCCGCAGGCUCAGAUGGACCCCGCGGGCCACCAGGGCGCCAGGGUACUCCAGGAACCAGAGGACCACUUGGACCUGCAGGUUACUGUGAUUCAUCUCAGUGUGUUGGAAUACCAUACAACGGAUACCCAGGCGGCUACCUACCUGCGCCUGAUACCCGUGUAGUGCCUGCGGAACCAGAAGAAGAUACUGUGACAGAGAUACAUUCUCCCGGUUUACGAAACCAGCGUGGGAGAUAACUAUCCAGAAGAAACUGAAAGGAUAGAAACAUAAAAAUAUAUAUCUUUAAAUUUUACAUAUGUGAAGGACAACCUGCAGAAAUAAAUGCAUUCGAACAGGCUUCAUUCGUAUUCAAAUUUAAACAUGUGCUUAUUCUUUCCCCACAAACGUUUUGUGCCUUCAACACAACUGCAUUUUUUGUUUAUAUGGGAUUAAUGUUCAAUGCACUAACCAAAAGAUCACUAUUCAGUGUAAAGUAUCAAGGAUAAAAUGUAUAGACGUAAACUAAAUAGAGUUUUCGUUGCAAUACAGUUUUGUUACCUCACAUCUGAGGGCUGUUGGUUAUAAUUAUCUCAUUAUUAGACCAGGCUUUUCUUUCAUUAUUCAAUGUAUGUAACUGUUGUAUACCAACUCACAGCUCAUUUUUAUCAAAAGUGGAAUUGCAUGACUGUGCUGUAUGUUUAGUACGUACAUUUUAGGACCAGAAUAUAGUUUUAUAUAAUUAAUGUCAAUUGGAAUUUGUUGCAAGACUAUGUUUAUAGAAUUGCUCAUUUACAUUUUAAUGCACAUUGUGAAUUCACAGCCUUAAUAUCUUAUUUAUUUCUGAAUCAGA